Molecule: messenger RNA, 1277 nt
Organism: Otolemur garnettii (small-eared galago)
Lineage: Eukaryota; Metazoa; Chordata; Mammalia; Primates; Galagidae
Gene: POU3F3
Product: POU class 3 homeobox 3
Exons: 1
Biological process (GO): brain development; regulation of transcription by RNA polymerase II
Cellular component (GO): nucleus
Molecular function (GO): RNA polymerase II cis-regulatory region sequence-specific DNA binding; DNA-binding transcription factor activity, RNA polymerase II-specific
Source: RefSeq, a predicted model, not a curated record
GCGCCCCCGGGGCCGGGCGGCGGCGGCGGCGGUGGCGCGGGCGGCGGAGCUCAGAGCCUGGUGCACCCAGGGCUGGUGCGCGGGGACACACCCGAGCUGGCCGACCACCACCACCAUCACCAUCACCACGCGCACCCGCACCCGCCGCACCCGCACCACGCGCAGGGACCCCCGCACCACGGCGGCGGCGGCGCGGGGCCUGGACUCAACAGCCACGACCCGCACUCAGACGAGGACACGCCGACAUCCGACGACCUGGAGCAAUUCGCCAAGCAGUUCAAGCAGCGGCGCAUCAAGCUGGGCUUCACGCAGGCCGACGUGGGGCUAGCUCUGGGCACAUUGUACGGCAACGUAUUCUCGCAGACCACCAUCUGCCGCUUCGAGGCCCUGCAGCUGAGCUUCAAGAACAUGUGCAAGCUCAAGCCACUGCUGAACAAGUGGCUGGAGGAGGCGGACUCGAGCACCGGCAGUCCCACCAGCAUCGACAAGAUCGCGGCGCAGGGCCGCAAGCGCAAGAAGCGGACCUCUAUCGAGGUGAGCGUCAAGGGCGCGCUCGAGAGCCACUUUCUCAAGUGCCCCAAGCCCUCGGCACAGGAGAUCACCAACCUGGCCGACAGCCUGCAGCUGGAGAAGGAGGUGGUGCGGGUCUGGUUCUGCAAUCGGCGCCAAAAGGAGAAGCGCAUGACGCCGCCAGGGAUCCAACAGCAGACGCCAGACGACGUCUACUCGCAGGUGGGCACCGUGAGCGCCGACACGCCGCCACCACACCACGGGCUGCAGACCAGCGUGCAGUGAAGGCAAGGGCGCCGCGCGAAGAGGGCCGCCGCCGCCGCCUCCUCCGUCAGCACCGUCGCCGCCCCCGCCGCCACCGCCACCGCCACCGCGCGACCCCGCACCGGGGCCGCACCCGGCCCGAGCCCAGGCUCAGCCUCCGCCCUCCUCUCUGCCCAAAGACAGGCAUGCGCGCCCUUGGAGAAAAAAACGAGGGAGAGACGGACUAAGAAGACAUUUUUUGAAGUCCAAGGAAGGAGGGACCAAAACAAUUAAAAAGUAUAAUAAAUACCCAGACUGUUUUAUAUACAUACACGACAAACAAAACCGGAAGAGGAAAAGGAGGCGAUCAUGAGAUCUCCUGUAUACCACGGUGGUGUUUCAUUUUUUGUUUUUGUUUUUAAAGAAGGGUGAAGAUGCCUAACACACCAAAACUGCACUCGGGAGGUUUUUCCCACCCUGAGAUGACCUACAUGGCAAUGGUGGACAGCACCUGCCUCCUCGUC